Molecule: messenger RNA, 1183 nt
Organism: Cryptomeria japonica (Japanese cedar)
Lineage: Eukaryota; Viridiplantae; Streptophyta; Pinopsida; Cupressales; Cupressaceae
Exons: 3
Coding region: 209-739 (176 amino acids)
Source: RefSeq, a predicted model, not a curated record
CUGCAGAAUGCCAAAUGAGGAUAUUUACACCAUUUGAGUUUUCAAUCAAUGAAAGAAACAAACUAUAAAAUAAGCAGCCGCCUUUCCAAACCAGAUUUGGUUGCUUAUAGUUAUUCCCAUGGGCAUGCCCAUUGUUAUAACUAAAUCAACCAACAAUACUCAAUCAGCUAAAGAAGUUCAGGAAAGAAUCACACAGUUCUGAGUAGUUAUGGAGUAUCAGGAUAUAGGAGAAUCAGAUAUGGAAGAGGAGAAGGUGACCCAGAUGCUGAAUAUUGUAGUUGCAGUCGAUGGAAGCCAAGAAAGUAUGUGGGCUUGUGAAUGGGCAUGCAGGAAUCUCUUACCUGCUCACAAAAUUGUUGAUAAACCCUAUAAAUUCACUCUCCUUCAUGUGCGCUCCCCUCUCUGUGUAUCAUCUGGCCCUGCCUAUAUCUUGAGCACAGAGGUGAUUUGUCUUCUGGAAUUGGAUGAAAUCAGGACUACCCAAAAGAUAUUGAAGCGAGCUUUGGAUGUCUGCAAUUGUUACAAUGUGAAGGCAGAAACCCAAGUUGUAACUGGGGAGACAAAGCCCAAGAUCUGUGCUGCUGCACACCAGCUGGGGGCACAUCUUCUGGUGAUGGGUAGCCAUAGCCAUGGUUUUUUCAUAAGAGCAAUCAAGGGAAGUGUGAGUGAUUACUGCACUCGGAAUGCCAAGUGCCCUGUUGUGGUUGUUAAUAAAAAAGUGUUUGAAGGAUUGAAAUGAAGAUUGUACUUUUUGGGGUUGAGACCUUAUGUGUGGCGUGUAAGGUUGGGGGUGGGGGGAUGAAUGAUGAGGCCGCAUUGACUUUAGAUAUAAUAUGGUAAAGACAUGAGACAGGCUUCAAUUUUUGUACUUAGAUUGGGGACUUGAGUGAAUCAGAGUGAUUUUCCCAUUUAGAAUUUGGGUAUGCAUCUUUUUGAAUCGACAAGAUGAUUAGUGACACAUGUUGCAUACCUUGUGGCUUGGUUUGGAUCCAAUACCUUAGAGCAUACUCUUAUGCACAGAGAGAGAAGCAAGCAGAUUGAUUGUUUUAAGUUUUUCAUAGGAGAACAGGAUGUGAUUGAGACUAAAUAGAUCUGGUGCAGAGUCAGACAAGUGAACCAAACUUUUACUUGACAAUCAGGCCAUGCAAGUUUUAUUAUAUAUUUACAACUUCAUGGUUUAGUA